CUCUGGCUGUGGGAUUAAUGGUGGUCUCUGACUGUCGAAUUACAAGAACCUAGGUGUUGUUACAACAAUUAAUCGAUGCUGGAUGUAGCUAAACAAGGAUAAGGAUCAACAGGGCUGCUUGUAAUUAUAAAUAGCGAGCGUCAACUGCACCGAAAGGAGUCAAAUAAGGUGUGUAUCGCGCAGUGAGAAGGAAAGUCAAAGGCCUGGCUUGGAUAUAAUAUUAAGAUAAAGCUGAGAAAGUGGAACAGAUUGUACAGACACAACAGCGUCGUUUCGACUGAUCGGAUUGCACCAAAGGACACGGCAAAACAGGAGCACCAUUGCAAAGACUACACGCAACGUUUAGCCUGUUUUGCUAGCUAGCUAGCUAGCUAGCCACCACAGGCUCGCUAACUCGCCCACCCGCCUGACUGACUUGUUCCUCCUGGAGAAAAAGUGCCCAGUGGGCUAUAACGCAUCUGGCAGGCUCUGAAUGACCGAGUUAUGCUUAUAAAUAGCGCCCGCACUAACCAUUUCAUUCCCUGUUAAUCACAAAUCACAUCGUAUGUUCAGUCGGAUUUACUGCUCGGUGAUAUAAAGAGCCACAUUGAAGGGUUUCUCUCUCCGUUCCUCCUCACCCGGCCUGCAGUCAUGGGCAACGCGCCCACCGCCAAGAACAAGGGCAGCGAGAUGGAGAGUGUGAAGGAGUUUCUCGCUAAAGCCAAAGAAGAUUUUCUUAAGAAAUGGGAGAACCCAGCACAAAACACUGCAUCCCUGGACCAGUUUGAGAGACUGAAGACACUGGGCACGGGCUCGUUUGGUCGAGUCAUGUUAGUAAAGCACAAAGAAACGGGUCAGCACUUUGCCAUGAAGAUACUCGACAAACAGAAGGUGGUCAAGCUGAAACAAAUAGAACACACACUGAAUGAGAAACGCAUCCUACAGGCAGUCAGCUUUCCCUUUCUUGUACGAUUGGAGCACUCCUUCAAGGACAACACUAACCUCUAUAUGAUAAUGGAGUAUGUUCCAGGAGGAGAGAUGUUCUCUCACUUGAGGAGAAUCGGCAGGUUCAGUGAGCCCCAUGCUCGCUUCUAUGCUGCCCAGAUAGUUCUGACCUUUGAAUAUCUUCACUCGCUGGACCUCAUUUACCGAGAUCUGAAGCCUGAAAAUCUUCUAAUUGAUCAGCAGGGCUAUAUACAGGUUACUGAUUUUGGCUUUGCUAAGCGUGUAAAAGGCCGGACCUGGACACUGUGUGGCACUCCUGAGUACCUGGCACCAGAAAUUAUCCUCAGUAAAGGCUAUAAUAAAGCCGUGGACUGGUGGGCUCUGGGGGUGCUGAUUUAUGAAAUGGCUGCCGGUUACCCCCCAUUCUUUGCUGACCAGCCUAUUCAGAUCUAUGAGAAGAUUGUCUCAGGCAAGGUGCGCUUCCCCUCCCACUUCAGCUCAGACCUGAAGGACCUGCUGAGGAAUUUGCUCCAGGUGGACCUAACCAAGCGCUUUGGUAACCUCAAGAAUGGCGUCAAUGACAUCAAGGGCCAUAAGUGGUUCGCCACCACCGACUGGAUUGCCAUCUAUCAAAGAAAGGUGGAGGCUCCAUUCAUCCCCAAAUGCAAGGGCCCCGGCGACACCAGCAACUUUGACGAUUACGAGGAAGAGGAAAUCCGGGUCUCCUUCACAGAAAAAUGCGCCAAGGAGUUUGCAGAGUUCUAGUCCCAGCCAGGAGCAGCGGAGGGAGAGAGCGACGGAGCGAUGUAGACGGUGGAGAGGGGGGCAGCAGAAAAGGAGAGAUAAUAGACUGGACUGGGCCUGUUUUCAGUAACAAUAAGAAAAACAACGCUGUAAAGCCCCCACACAGACAUGGCGAAAUUGGGGGGGGAGGGGAUUAAAAAGUCCCUCGAAAACCAGCAGUGUUGCCUUUCAAGAUCGCUUAUCACUUAUUGAUGUUAUUAUACUUAUUCAUUUUCAUCUUCUCUUUUCUGAUGUGUAGCAAGGGUCCUCUAGGUUGAGGUGCAGUUGUCUUGCUGUAUUUGGUUGACAAAAGGCACUAAGCUUAUUCUCUGGUACUGACUGGUUGGUCCAGGGGCGAGUCACUCCUGGAUAGCAACUUUUUAAAUGGGCACGGGCAUUUCAGCCUUGUUCUCUUAUUCUUUGUUUUGUUCUGUAUCGGGUUUUUUUUCAUCUUUUGUUUUACCCUUCCUUUGUGCAUCAAUCUGUCCAAGCAAUAGCGUCAGACUAACCUGCCUGCUUUGGUGGUGAACAGGUGGAGGAUGUGAGAUUUUUUUUGUUUGACGAAACCAUCCCAUUAGCACUACUUUCCAUUCUUUACCUCACUUUUAUGAGCACAGCCUACUUGUCAUUUGGUUCUGUUUUCAAACCUGGUUCAGGCCAUGCUGAAGGUAACUAAUCGGCCAUUCAGUCUUAUUGUCCCUCACUUUUCUCGUAGGUCUCACCUCUGUCAAAGCCAAGUUUUAGGUUCUUACCAUCGAAGCUUCUAAGCGGUGGGUUUCACAGCAGCUCCAGUUGUGGAAGCUGAUUCGUUUUGUCACUUCACUCCUAAUUAGCAGUCUGACAAAGUGUGUGCGCUUUUUUUAACAGAUCUAAAAUCUUUUGUCUUUCCACUUGUGAAUCUGACACUAAAAAGAAAAUGUGAAGUGGUUUGUUUAAGCACAAAGCACUUGUUAGUUAGCAGGUUAUUACUGUAGCAAAAUUUUUUUAGAGAGAUAAAGAAAAGGUGCGUUAUAUUAUUCUGCUGUAAAACUUAAGAGCAGGACUUUGUUCGUGUGGGCAGGGUUACAGGUUUCUGCCCGACACGACCCUACAGGUUUUACAUUUGCAUUCACAGAGCCGUGCUUACAUAAAUCCUGAGAUUUUUUAAAAUUCCAUCUUUAAAUGCCUGUUUUUGGUAAGCAACCCUCUUAAUGAAAUGCAGGCAUUUUUCUUUCCUCUUCUAUUUUUUUCCUUUUUUUAAUCACUAGUCCUUUCUGCUCUUUUUGUUUAUUCACUUUUGCUUACUGUUUGUUUGUGAAUUGCUGGACAAAGAUGGUGGGGCUUUAUUUGUGUAUAAUGAAUUAUUAACGAGCUGCUCCACCCUUGAGUUAAAUAUAACACUUAUAACAGAAUUGUUUUUGGCCUGAAAGAUAUAAGAACAGAAAAAUAUAUUCUUGCUCUUUAACAAUGUAGAUGCAAGACAAUCUAAAAUCUAAUAUCUCAGUGAUUUUCUUAGUGCCCCACCGUGUGCAAUAAUUGCAACACUGGUAACUGAGUCUAUUUUAAUCAGUCUUUCUUCUAUUUAUUCGACCUGUUUUGAUGCCCUCAUUGCUUUCGGAUGGCCGUACAAGUCAGUGUUUACUACUGAAAAAUUUUGCAUUUUUGUGAUGGAAUUGAGGAGUGUGAACAUUUUAACAAAAUGUCUAGUGUAGUUAAAUUUACUUAAUGUUAAAAAAUAUAUAUAUAACAAUAACAAAUUAGUACCAGUUCAACAAUGGGUCCUUGGUGCUAAGAACUGUCUCGAGACAAGGAUUGAGAAAUGCUUUGUAGCGUUUUUCUUUCUCAGCAUUUCCCCUUGAGGAGAAUUAUUGAUAUCUGCUGCAUUCAUAGCCGUACUAUUUACGAUGCUUGUUGGGGUUGUUUAAGUACCUUAUUGGGAAGAAUGUUACAGGUUUUAGGAUCCUUAAAAAUGAAACGCUUCAGCUUAUUUUACUUUAUUUGCUUUGCUUUUGAACCAUGAUACAUGAAUCACCAUAUAAUUUGCUUAUUAUUGCUUAUAAUUUGCGUUACUGCUGUAAAGUGGUUGCCUAGGGAGAAAAUUAAUCAAUUUCUCGGCUUUCUACGCUCAUGCUAGAAAUACUUUUUAUCUCUAUUUAACUCAAAGACUUGGGCUUAGCUAAAGAGGUAAUAUGAGCGGAAAUUAUAUUACGACUUAGUACAUAUUCGUAGUACAUGUCAAGGACGCACCAAGGCAGUUCACAUAAGCACCCAUGCCCAGGACCCAUACUUAUAAAUCAUAUGAAACUAUCAUAUUCCAGUGAUUACAGUGGUAAGAAAAGGGAGCUAAGGGAUUUACCUGGCAAUCUUAUACAAAUAAUAUGACCGUGGCUGCUCGUUGGGAGAGUUUUAGUGGGUUGUUCGUGGCAACAUCUAAUUGUUUUCCAACAACCAAAGAUUUAUGGAAAAUGCUCAGAUUCACCACUCUGACCUCUUCUGACCGAGUAUAUAAGUGAUUAUUUUGCAUCAUUUGGCUAGUGUGGUCAACCUCUCCAUGUCCUCUUGGUUUUCUGGGCCCAGUUCCUCUCUCGAAAACACAUUUAGUGUCACUCCGUCUUCUUCUCACCCCCCUCAGUACGCCAUCAAUCAGCUACUUGUGCAUCCAGUCCACGCUGCAGUUUAUCUUUGUACACAUCCAGUUUCCUACACUCUUCUAUUUGCUUUUUAAAUCACAAAAAAGAUUGAUUUACUUUUUUCAUAUUUUCUAAGUGUAUUUUUCAGUAAGAAACUCUUUCUUCCCGACACAGGUAUGGUAAUGGUGUAGUCUAAUUGUACCUUUUUCGGGAAACAAUACUGUAUAUUCUCUGCCUUUAACAGUCUUAAUUAUUUUACCUUCUGGAGAACUUGACGGCUACCCCGUAAGACACAUGGAGUAUGUUUAAAAAAAAAAAGAAAAAAAAAAGAAUACACAAAAUAUUUUGCAACAUGUAUCAUUCCAAUAAAGUUUUAAUUGUUAAAAUGAUAAA
Trichomycterus rosablanca is the source of this 4709-nucleotide messenger RNA. It is a transcript of the gene prkacaa, whose product is annotated as protein kinase, cAMP-dependent, catalytic, alpha, genome duplicate a. The transcript has 10 exons. Gene Ontology annotation, molecular function: protein serine/threonine kinase activity; protein kinase A regulatory subunit binding; ATP binding. The record is from RefSeq and is a predicted model, not a curated record. NCBI's taxonomy places the organism in Eukaryota, Metazoa, Chordata, Actinopteri, Siluriformes, Trichomycteridae. Bases 631 to 1689 code for a protein of 352 amino acids. Gene Ontology annotation, biological process: protein phosphorylation. Gene Ontology annotation, cellular component: nucleus.